UAGUGUAGUUGUGCGGUUCGGAUUCAGGGGAGAAAUAAAGCGCAGGUGAUGCGUGAAGAAGAGGAAGAAAAGGAAUUUAACUCCAUUCGUACAUUUUACACCGCGAAUGUUGUUAUUCGAGCAGGUCCAUCACUGACUAUAUAGUGCCCAGCAGUCGGAAUGUAAACAUUUACUCUCGAAUGAUUUCUGAAGAGCUUUAGGACGCUGUAGCGAAUACCUGUAAUAUGAAGACUAUGCGGCGGUGUGUGCUGAGGGGACUUUCAGCCCACGCAUGAUGCCCCUCACCGUGAAUGCCAUGACCGAAGAUGGCGGAGUUGGAUGGUGGGGAAUUCUCUGCGAAUCGUUCACAGAGCAGCAUGGCUAACAAUAAGAACAGCUCCCUCCGCUGCACGUUCUCAGCCCCUAGUCACAGUAGCACUCUUCUGAAGGGGUUAUCUGCCCUGAGAGAACAAGGCCAGUUGCUGGAUGUGGUGCUCGCCAUCAACGAAGAACGCUUUCAGGUUCACAAAGCCGUUCUGGCCUCCUGCAGCGACUACUUUAGAGCUAUGUUCACUGGCGGCAUGAAGGAAUCAAACCAGGACACUAUUGAGUUAAAGGGCUUGUCAGCCCGUGGACUGAAGCACAUCAUUGAUUUUGCCUACAGCUCUGAGGUCACUCUAGACUUGGACUGCAUUCAGGAUGUCCUUGGGGCAGCCGUCUUCCUCCAGAUGGUGCCGGUGGUGGAGCUUUGCGAGGAAUUCCUCAAAUCUGCCAUGAGCGUUGAAACAUGUCUGAACAUCGGCCAGAUGGCCACCACCUUCAGUCUAUCCUCCCUGAAGGAGUCCGUCGAUGCUUUCACCUUCCGCCAUUUCCUGCAGAUCGCAGAAGAGGAGGACUUCCUUCACAUCCCGAUGGAGCGGCUGGUCUUUUUCCUGCAGAGCAACAAGCUGAGGAACUGCAGCGAGAUCGACCUGUUCCGUGCUGCCAUCCGCUGGCUGCAGCACGAUGAGUCACGUCGGGCCGGGGCCAACCAGGUGCUUCGCCAUGUCCGCUUUCCACUCAUGCGCUCCUCUGAGCUGGUGGACAGCGUCCAGACCGUGGACAUCAUGGUGGAGGACGUGCUGUGCCGGCAGUACCUUCUUGAAGCCUUCAACUAUCAGAUCCUUCCUUUCCGUCAGCAUGAGAUGCAGUCUCCUCGCACGAUCAUUCGCUCAGAUGUUAUAUCGCUCAUCACGUUCGGUGGCACGCCUUACACCGACAAUGACCGCACGGUUAGCAGUAAAGUGUAUUAUCUCCCUGAUGGCGCAGCACGGCAGUUCAAGGAGCUGACUGAAAUGGAGUCUGGCUGCAGCCAUGCUUGUGUGUCUGUUCUGGACAACUUUGUGUACGUAGUGGGCGGCCAGCACCUGCAGUACCGUAGCGGUGAAGGUGCAGUGGAUGUUUGCUUCCGCUACGAUCCCCACCUAAACCAGUGGUUGCGCAUCCAGUCCAUGCAGGAGAGCCGCAUCCAGUUCCAACUCAAUGUCCUGCAAGGCCAGCUGUAUGCCACUGGAGGGCGUAAUAGAUCCGGAAGCUUAUCUUCUGUAGAAUGCUACUGCCCUAAAAAAAACGAAUGGACUUACGUAGACUCUCUAAAGAGAAGGAUAUGGGGUCAUGCUGGGACGACAUGUGGAGACAAACUCUACAUCUCUGGGGGAUAUGGGGUUUCUGUGGAGGACAAAAAGACCCUCCACUGCUACAAUCCAGUCACAGACCAGUGGGACUUCAAAUGCCCCAUGAAUGAGCCUCGGGUUCUGCAUGCUAUGAUCAGUGUAAAUGACCGUGUGUAUGCUCUGGGAGGCAGGAUGGACCAUGUGGACCGCUGCUUUGAUGUGCUAGCAGUGGAGUAUUACGUUCCAGAGACGGAUCAAUGGACAACCGUCAGUCCUAUGCGUGCAGGCCAGUCUGAGGCUGGCUGUUGCUUAUUGGACCGAAAGAUCUACGUCGUUGGAGGAUACAACUGGCAUCUGAAUAAUGUCACAAGCAUCGUCCAAGUCUAUAACACUGAGACGGACGAGUGGGAGAGGGAUCUGCACUUUCCAGAGUCUUUCGCUGGAAUCGCUUGCACUCCUGUAAUACUGCCACAAACUGUCACUCAGCGAUGAUGGCCUAGCAAGAAAAUGUGAGGUGAUGUGUUACAUGGGAUAGCUAAAGUUACGUCUUAAUUGUAACAUUUCCUGCCUGCUUUCUCAACCAGUUGCAUUUUGGUUAUGAACUUUUAUAUAGUUCUCCCAAAUGGAAUAAUCCAGUAUUUUUCAACCUAAUCUCUAUCUGCCUCAUCUGUAUUCUACUCUUGAUUACAACAGAUAAUAGUUAUCCCAGUGCUUAGAAAAGAACAGUAAACCUGUUUUCUCAAAACUCACUUGUGACAUCAACCAAAGUGCUGAAUAAAUCUUAAUAGCAUACGCCGGUUAAAUUGAAAUGUAGCAACAAUAAUAACCAUCAUUAGAUCAUUGCUCAAUAAAAUAAAAAUGAACGUGAAAUAAUGGCAUAAUAACCAAACACUCAGCUGUCCGAAGAUAAGUAUCACAAUUUUAUUCAUUAAGCAAUGCUUCCAAACAACAUCCCAAACAUUUUUAGUCUGGAUAAACUGCAUUUUAUGGUGUUCUCACACUGGACAAUGAUGAAAGCAAGACUGUAGCCUUCACCUGUUUAAUCCUAAAACUCUUUACAUAAAACAUGUUACAUAUCACAAAAAAUUGACCAAAGUAAAUAUAUACAUCCUUUUGACUGCACUAAACUGUCCUCUCCUAAAAAGAUUAGCUGUUUUAUUUCCUGUACAUCCUUUUUGUCCCAAGUGCGGGUGGCAGCAUCACUGAUGGGUGACUCCAGCUUGUUUAAAAAGUGUUACAAGGUAUGGGCAGUAAGGAGUAAGAAUUAAAGCUACACUGUGUAAUAGGUUUUUGUUAAAACUGAACAAAGUAUUCUGGAAAAAAAAACAAACACGCUAAUAUAUGGUGUUCAUGUGCUGCUGAGAGUCAGCCUGGAAAGCCUGAAAUAAUAAUUUAAAAGAAGUGUCCAGGAUUUGCUGGAUUUUUUCAGAACAAAUUAUCCUUACAUCCUUACAUGUUAAUGUCACACACACAGGUUCAAAAAGAAGGUCUCAAAUGCUAAAUUAAUAUUAUACUGAUGAAGAAAUGAUGAGAAUAGUAGAUAAUUCACUCACAUCCUCGGAAGACACGUCCUUCAUCAAGUUCCUACUCUUUUAACACGCUCGCAAACAUCAGAUUUAUCUGCUCUAGAGGGAUCUGAAGCACAUCAGACUUUACAAAAUGUUCUUCCACAUAUUGCAUCACCCACCAAGGUGGUCUCCGAAUCCUCAAAACGUAUAUAGAGUAGCUUUAAGUAAGGAGAGAAAAUAAAGUUAAAGGCAAAAUCUGUUAAAGUUGAGAGGCAUGGUGUGAGAACCUAAACAUCAAAUUUGAAUCCGAAUUAGCAAACACACAUUAUCUACGCACACAUUAUCUACAUGCAGAUUAUCUAAGCUGCUUAUCUUCUUGAGUCGCUGGGGGGUGCUGGAGCCUAUCCCAGAAGGUGGGAAACACCCUGUACAGAUUGCCAGUCCAUCACAGGGCAGAUUUUGGGACAUGACAUCUGAACCUGACCAAACUGGGGAAAAAAGCGCUAGUCCCAUCUCUGAAUGAAUUUUACCGAUUCACGGCUUAAUUUACAAAAACCUUUGACUGAAGAAUUCAUGAAAGUGCUCUACAAUAAUAUUUGUUUCACUUAAACAUUUACUGAAGGAGCUCAGCAACUGCCUAUUGACUUCUAUUAUAAGUGAGCUUCGAGUCAGUUCAGGGAAACACAUUAAAAUCGUUGCCGAUCAUAAUAGACCCAUCCGCAACAGAUACAGUAGAUAGAGAUUAGGUUGGAAAAUGCUGAAAUAUUCCUUAAACUUGAUUGUAACUGUAAUUUCAGUGGUAUGAGUGUAGUCUUGGUCUUUUUGUCCUGUGUGAGCAUCUUUUACAAGGUGUAUGACCAAUUCAUAUUCCCUUGCAUAUUGAAUGUCUAAAGGCAAGCCUUUCAUGUGUAGCUGAGAUAUCCAUGUGUGAUCAUUUAUAACUACUACAAAAUUAGGUACAAAGAUUAUAAUAAGCUAUGAUCUACAACCCAAACAUCAUGUAAGCGCAGAGUGGAUAAAGACAAAAAUUGCUUUAUGACCUCUACGAUGACAUCCAACUAUGCACCUUCUUUGAAAAACCUUAACGGAAUAAGAUACUGGAUUAGAUAUACUGUAACGGUCCUGUAGCAAGUAGAGUACUUAAUGUUCUCUUAGUGUGUGGGCAGUUUUUGCUGGUUUCUCAGGCCUAGUGCUGAGAGCCCCACCCUCUGCACAUUUUACUCUUGUCCCUAGCCAACUGGACCUGAUUCAGCUCAUCAGCUAAUUAACAAGGCCUUCAUCAGCUGGGUCAGGUGCAUUAGAGCAGUGAAAUCAUGGAAUUGUACAGAACAUAAGGUCCUUCACAAACCUCUGAGGAAAUUUCUCAACUCAUUAGCACUUCUAGGGAAGAUUGUAUCCCAUCUUUGAAAGUGUGGGUUAAAGGCAUUGUUAUGUGAAAAAUCAAAUUUACACAGUUUUCUCUUAACCCCAAAAUGUAGUCGAGUCAUUAUCAUGAACAUGACAAAUACUGGGAGCCAAUUUACAAAAGAUAAAAUGACUAAAACUUCAUGUUUUCCUUUUUUUGGAUAUACAAACAAUAAUGCUCUUGGUUCAAUGCCUAAACUUGAAUUAUUUAGUUCAUAUUAAAUCUUCCAAUUUAAGUGGCCAAAUUCUCAAUUAUUUAUUUAUUUAUUUAUUUUUUGGGGGGUAAAAUUUUACAGUCUGUAUACUUUUGUAUAUGGUAUUUAGCAUUUUUAUCUCAUUACCACAACACAUUGACAGCCAUUGAGGUUUUUCUUUUCACUUGUGGUUCACAUCCUUGCAAGGAAAUGCAUUAGAAAACACCUGUUUAUAACACUCAGACCUUUAUAGACAUGUUUUGAGGCGGUGUAGCGAGAAUAGCUCAUCCACCAAGACAUUUUCUUGCCAUUACAACCGUUUUUAUCUUUGUGACAUAUUUUGUCUAUUUAUUCUUUUAGAUAACUGUAUGUCAUUCAGUGUAAGUAAACCACUUAAGAAAAUCUAUUUGAGAUUAUUUGACAUAAUUUGAAAGAUGCUAAUUGCUGGAGUCCAAGAUUUCAUUACUUGUAUUGUAAAUCCAGAUAUCUUGGCAAAUCGACUACAAUUGGGAGAAAAUUGUGUAAAUUUCAUUUUUUGUGUUUUUUUUUUUUAUUUUUCUACUCAUUGAAAUUUAACUCUACAAUGGGUUCUCAAUAUUUUGCAGGUUUUCUUACUAAAGCACAAGUUUUUGAUCACAUUUCAAAAAACUUUGAUCAGUUCCAGUUACCUCGGUUAAUGUCCUUAAUAACUCCUUUCUCCCUCAUAGUCUUUGUGAUGCCUCACAAAGUCAGUAAGCACAUAGACGUAUUUCAAAAUGCACUUUAACCGAAUACAGUGUGGCAGGAUCCAAGUGUGGACCAGACGGAGUAUGUUCACUGUGAUGGCUUAGUGGAAAAAUACAAUGGACUGAAAUUCUGGUAUGAUUUGUAUAGUAUUACUGCAGAAUGAAUUGAAGAAAAAAACAACAGAAAAAAACUUGUGGUCUUACAUAAGUGUGCUACUGUUACCACAGUGUGUUUUGUAAGACUGCAUUGGCAUGCUUUUUCUUCCUAUAUAUGAAUGUAUAAAGAUCACCACAGUCUUAAAUACUGCAGCAUUCAGUAGGUAUCUUACAACACUGGAUGCUGUAGUGAUGUUUUCUAGUUUUUGUUUGUGUUCUAUACAAUCUGUUUGUAUGACGUGAUUGAGUUUGUAAUGAUCAAGCACAUUAUGGUACUAUAUCUGUAUCGGAACUAGGUGUUGUUAUGAAACAUAAUUUGUCCUCAUGAAAUGAUUAAUGGGAGCUAUUGUUGGCUCAGGACUUUUCUAGGACAGCGUAUUAGCUAAUCUGCCUUUAAGGCAUUGAACAUGAAGGUAUCUGGGUAACCUGAGGUAGAGAAAAUGUGAGCUAGCACUUUUGAACAUAAUGAGUGAGACUGAGUUAUUUUGAUCCUUUGAUUUUUUUUUUUUUGAUCUUCUUAAACUUUUGACCCUUUGAUAAUUUUUUUUUAAUAUAUCUCUCACAUGAUUGUGCAGGCAUUACUUAUCAUUGAUGUGCUGUGAAAUGACUGCACAAUAUCUCUAAGUCUCCACUACAAUUAGCAAAAUGCUUCAGUUAAUUUUAUUUUAUGACAUACACUCUUUAAACUAUGGUUCUUUGAGGGUUCUUUAGUAAAAGCA
Molecule: messenger RNA, 6337 nt
Organism: Colossoma macropomum (tambaqui)
Lineage: Eukaryota; Metazoa; Chordata; Actinopteri; Characiformes; Serrasalmidae
Gene: klhl26
Product: kelch-like family member 26
Exons: 3
Coding region: 306-2123 (605 amino acids)
Molecular function (GO): protein binding
Source: RefSeq, a predicted model, not a curated record